Peniophora sp. CBMAI 1063 is the source of this 456-nucleotide messenger RNA. The record is from the annotation of a GenBank genome assembly. NCBI's taxonomy places the organism in Eukaryota, Fungi, Basidiomycota, Agaricomycetes, Russulales, Peniophoraceae.
AUGUCGGAUCUGACCAUGAACACCGCAACGAACAUCGCUGGCGCCGCCGCUCCUCCUCCUCCUCCUCCUCCGCCUGGCGGCGGCGGCUUCGGCCACCAAGGCCCUGCAGGCGAUGCUUCGACAUCGCAGAAUAUAGAAGAAAUAUUGGAGUCCAUUAGGACCCAACUCGAGCUCACCGCGUCCAUCGUGAACCAAGGAAGCUCAAACUCGGCCACCGACGCGAACGCCCAGCACGCGACGGUCACCCAGCUUCUGCACGCCAUUCUUUACCAAGUACAGCAAUUGAACAUCGCCAUCCGCGAUGAAGGUCGAACUCUGCACAUGGCGAUCCUGAACGGCUUCCAAGGCCUUCAAGGCACUUUGGUCGCCCACCGCCAGCAGGCUACCGACCAGAACCGCGAGCUCGCGGAUGCCAUUACUCAGCUCUUUCGAUACUUCAUGAGCCGCCUGAACUAG